UUUUCUAUCUACACAUCCUAUUCCAAGAGGAUAUUGCGGGUUGUUAAUGAAGACCAAUAUUAGGAUCACUCUAUUUUUCUAAUAUGUUGCUAAAUCGUCAAUAUAAAUGAGGGAAUUAGAACCUUAGUGGGAUCAUAUACCCUAUGAGGUGCUUCCUUCACUUAUCAGUUUAUUUAUCCGGAUAGCGCGGUUUGCUUCUAAAUUCUCGCUGGCGCUCGAGCAGGUCGAGGAAAAUACUCUUCACAUUAGGUACGAUACCAAUAUACCCAAACACGGCCGAACAACAACACCGCCUAAUCACUUAACUUUAAUAGGGAUUUCUGAAAUUUUUUUAGUCCACAGAGGGCGAAGUACCCUGUACGUGAACAUCUAAAAGUGUUUUAUUCCUCAUCGCAAUUAAAUCACGUAGAUUGGAUGUAUCGGGAUGUCUCGGAGCGCCUUUUCGACGAUGAGACUACCUUUUUUAAGAAUGCGACUUUCUUUGAACGGAGGGGGGCAAUGUAGUUUUUAGGAAAGGACACUGGGAGUGAAGUCGGGGGAUGCGGCCUGGCUUUUCCUGGCUUUCACUCGUCAUCCCUUUCAUCAAUGGUCAACUGGAAGUCAAGCAUUUAAUAAGGCCGCACGGUGAUCCUUCAAAUUCAACCGUAAUGUUCAGAAGAACCACCAACAUCCACGCAGCGCAACGCUCAAGUACCCCCACGGCCUCUACAAAUUAUCUGAGGUAUUUUAUGCGGCCUUCCUUCAAUGUCAGCGCCCACUGGGCUGGAAAACGUGCGGAGCAUCCAAUGCGAUCUUUUCAGGAUCUUUGGGGAGUCCUUUUGCGUAAUUCUCUCGUGAUAAGUUUGUGGAAGUGGAUAAACCCGGUCUCUCACUCCUCCUACUCUCAGAGGAAAGACUCCAAAAGGGAGGGUGACUCCCCAUUUGCGGGAAUAGGCGACGCCAAUAUGGACCACUUGGGAUGGAACUCUACCUUGUCAGAGCCUACCCACCGCGCGAAAAAGUGUAAAACCGAUACGAUCUAAUGUAUUAUUAUUCUUAUUCUUA
Molecule: messenger RNA, 1044 nt
Organism: Phytomonas sp. Hart1
Lineage: Eukaryota; Euglenozoa; Kinetoplastea; Trypanosomatida; Trypanosomatidae
Source: the annotation of a GenBank genome assembly